This is a messenger RNA of Kluyveromyces marxianus DMKU3-1042, 618 nucleotides long. RefSeq names its product membrane-associated progesterone receptor. The record is from RefSeq and is a predicted model, not a curated record. Gene Ontology annotation, cellular component: endomembrane system; membrane. NCBI's taxonomy places the organism in Eukaryota, Fungi, Ascomycota, Saccharomycetes, Saccharomycetales, Saccharomycetaceae. The transcript has a single exon. Bases 1 to 618 code for a protein of 205 amino acids.
AUGCAACAGGAUUCCAAGAGAAGAGCAAGAGACGGAGAAGAAUAUUACGAUGAGGAGGUGGACGGGAGGUUUGGUGUUGUUGACUGGCUUAGAGUUGGGUUUGGUGUGGUGCUUGCUUCUCAGAUAGUUGCGAAAUGCGUUUUUGGGCACUGGUGGUCGUUGUCGGGUGUUACGCCUUUUGGUGGUGGGAGACACGAGGCCACGAUAAAACCACUGCCUGCACCAUACUGGGGGCUGCAUGGGUAUUCACUUCCACACGUUUUUAGUCUUGAGGAAUUAGCGCGAUUUUCUGGUGAGAAGUACGUAGAUGGUGAAGGGGAAAAGCUUUCCCCGAUAGUGCUUAGUAUCAACGGAACAGUGUUUGACGUUACUUCGUCCCCUAGGUUCUACGGGCCCUGGGGCCCAUAUCGGAAAUUCACAGGUACAGAUUGUUCGAACAACUUUCAGUUUGGCAUGUUCGACUAUCAUCAUGCCUACAACACGCCGUGUCACUGGAACAUUACCGACUUCACGGAAGAUCAGCUGGCCAAAGUUAGAGGGUGGUACGAAUUUUUCACUACGAAGUACCCUAUCGUUGGCACGAUCCAGUUCCCUCCAGCUGAAAACGCAGCAGGCUAG